UAUCACGUGACGUACGUCAUACCUUCAUUCCGGAUCUCCCUCCUCUUCAACCCAUUCUUUCCCCCAUCUUGGCUUGUUAGCGUACUAGGUCACAGUUUCAUUUUCCACUUGCCACUUGUAGCAAUGUGCGUCGCUACGAAGAAGUUCUCAACAAAGGCCGCCGAGCCUGGGCCUGGUGCUAAAUCUGCUCGGGAAGCAACAGUUUCAAAGUCGCAUCAUUAUACGACUCAUCCCCCUUGGAUUGACAUGAUUACCGAAUGUAUCACCACGACACCCGAUGGAACCCGUCACGGCGUAUCCCGCCCAGCGAUUAAGAAAUUCGUCGACUCAAAGUAUCAUCUCGAAAUAAAUCCUCUAGCGUCUAGCCAGCUUAACCGAGCGAUCCAUCAUGGUGCCGAUAAAGGGACAUUUGUCCUGCCAAAAGGUCCUUCUGGAAAAGUUAAACUUGCACCUCGGAGGCACACUGAGGCAGCUAAAGAGCCACUCAUUGGGAAGAACGCACAGCCAGCUUCAAAACGCUCCACUGCUGCCAAAGAAAGUCACGUCAUCCCAAUCAAGGUAGCUACUAAAACCGCGGCGAAGAAGACGGCUCGUGCCGCGAAGCCAGCGGCUACCACCGUGCCCGCCACACUGCCGAAGUCAAGGACUGCUGAAAAGAAAUAUCACUCCACUGCAAAGAAGGCUAGGGCGACUGGUUCCUCUACUCGCAGGACGGUCGGAAGAAAGGCCGCUACUGCACCGGGCACAGCUAAGAAGACUGCCACAGGAAGAUCAACUUCAUCAAAGAUUAGGCGGGGAGCAACCUCUGCGAAGAGGACUACGAGGGCAGCAGCUUCGAAGCAGAGGGUCCGGAAGACUUCUCGCAAGUAACGCAUGUUAUUCAUGAUUUCGCGCUCUUUCUGGCGAAUCAUGACUAACGUCUUGAUAUCUCCUCAGAAACACGGUUUUUCUUCACUGCUUUUCGUUACAUGUUCCAGUCUGUUUUUUGUU
This is a messenger RNA of Suillus bovinus, 990 nucleotides long. RefSeq lists its product as uncharacterized. The record is from RefSeq and is a predicted model, not a curated record. Bases 124 to 870 code for a protein of 248 amino acids. Gene Ontology annotation, molecular function: DNA binding. NCBI's taxonomy places the organism in Eukaryota, Fungi, Basidiomycota, Agaricomycetes, Boletales, Suillaceae. Gene Ontology annotation, cellular component: nucleosome. The transcript is spliced from 7 exons. Gene Ontology annotation, biological process: nucleosome assembly.